Molecule: messenger RNA, 2021 nt
Organism: Ooceraea biroi (clonal raider ant)
Lineage: Eukaryota; Metazoa; Arthropoda; Insecta; Hymenoptera; Formicidae
Product: DNL-type zinc finger protein
Biological process (GO): protein folding; protein import into mitochondrial matrix; protein stabilization
Cellular component (GO): mitochondrion
Molecular function (GO): protein-folding chaperone binding; zinc ion binding
Source: RefSeq, a predicted model, not a curated record
UUUCAAGUAUUACGGUAUCCAAAUAUUAAUUUAUUGCCAGCUACUGUAUAUAAAUUGGCGGAACCAAUCAGAAAUCACUUAGGCGGUGUCCAGACUCUUAUUAUAGGGAUACUAGGAGGCUGGUGGCCGCUCUCAGGUUUCUCUCUGUUAUUAGUGUUAUUACUAUUCUCGUACUGCGUUGCAUUUUGAAAAUUGUGUCAGGCAAUAAUAGGACAGUUUAACUGAAUUUAGCAAAAUCAGAAACAUAGGUUUGAUAUGUUCUCCAUUCGACAAGCGUUGCGUUUUGCUGGGCGAGCAGUAUACAACCAGUACUCUGCAUACCAUCGUUACGCUGUCGUUUGCAAACCAAAUGGUUCCACGGCACUCUGUCACAACCGUCUCCUUCACGACAGUAGUAGUGAGAGCAAGGAAUUAGGUAAAUUGGAAGGAAAAAUGAGACUGAUAUUUACGUGCAAAAAAUGCAGCACAAGGAACAGCAAACUGAUAUCGAAGUUAGCAUAUGACAAAGGAGUGAUAAUAGUGAGAUGCGAUGGCUGCAAGAACAAUCACCUUAUCGCCGACAAUCUAGGAUGGUUCACGGAGAUACAUAAGGGAAUAAAUAUCGAGAAAAUCAUGGCAACAAAGGGUGAGAGUGUACGAAGAGUAAUGAAUGAUGUGGAUGGUUAUUAUGAAGCUGUCACGAACGAAGAGUACAAGUUUCCUCAACAGAACGUUAACGAGACGAAAGAAUUGGACAAUGAUAACAAGUGUUGUGAGAAAAUUGAGAAACAGUAAACCUCAACUGGAAGCUGAUGCUUUACAUUUACAAUUAGAUCAUUUCAAAAACGAGAAUACAAAGUUAAUUUCAUAGGUAAGCAUGUAUUUAUUACAAUUAUAUUUAUCAUAUUUAUUAUACAAUUUGUUGUACAUCAGUAACAUAUAGAGGGAAUUUAUAAGUAUACAGGGUGGGCCCAAACGUUCUGGCCAAACUUUGAGAUCUUAUAGGAAAUUUACUUCUAAACAAAAAGAUUCUUAUAAACAUGGGCCAAAAAAUGCUUCCUUAAAAAGUUAAGGAAGCCCAAACACUUCUGAAAUCAUGGUUAUUUUAUACAUUUUUAUAAAUAUCAAGGAUUCUUUUUCUACAGAAUUAAAUUUCCUAUAAGAUCUCAAAGUUUGGCUGGAAAGUUCGGGCCCACCCUAUAUAUGUAUAUAUGGUAUAUAUUGGAACCAAAAGUCUGUCCUAAGCCAAAAGGCAAGGACUAUAAUAAAUAAAUAAGUAAUAAAUAAAUAUUAAAAUUGAUAGAAACAAAAUUUUUAAAAAUAAUUUAAAGAUAAGCCCUUAAAUUCAAAAUAUAAAAAUUUAUUAAUAUAUCUAUUAAUAUAUUUAUCAAUAUACUUACUAAUUAAUAAUUUUUAUAUAAAAAUUACAUUUUAACUAAAAAGAUUGGAUAUCACUAAACUGAUUUAAAAUAUCUCUACUAAAAUAAUAUUCAUAAUAAUAAUGACACAUUACCUAUCAUAUUUAGCAUAUUACUAUUUUAUUUUAACUCUUUUAAUUUCGAGAUAAUUUCCUUAAAAAACUUAAGUUUAAAAAAUUCUGUGUGAUACAAAGUACAAUAAAUACAUUUUUCUUUUUCAAAUUUAUUAUCUAUCAUUAACAUUACUAUAUUUUAUUAUACAUAAUUGUUUUACUUUCAUUACUAAAACUUACUUAAAUUUUUACACAACUUCGUUUAAAAAUUUUAACCAACUUAUAGUUAAAAUAACAUUUCUUCUAAAAAUUAUAUUAUUUAUAACUUACAAUAAAUAUAAAAUUAAAAUCUUACUUAUAAAUAUAAGUAAUUAUCUCUUCUUGUAUUAAUCUUGUAAAUGAAAUAUUUUAAUUAAAAUUUAAACUUUUUAAUUAAAAUUUUUUUCUUCUAAAUAUAGUUUCCAAUAUAUUUACUCUUUUACGAUUUCUCUUGUUUAUAUUCCCUUUUUAUUAAAAAAAAAAGAACUUAAUAUUACUAAUGCAAAAUAACAAAUCUAGUAAAAUAACCAAA